AUGCCGAGAUUCAAAGACAGUCGAACAUGGGCAAUACUCAGAGAGGUACCAGCAAGCUGUUUUCGACUGGUGAGAGAAGUCCUUUCUUUGAGGCAAAAGAUCGUCUCAGAAAGGCAGACCAUCCACUUUCUCCGCCGCUGCCAAGAAUAUCAAGUCACCCCAAACUUUAUAACCAACAGGCGACUUCACGAGAUAAGCGGUGUUCCCAAAGAAAGCCGGCAGAUGCAGAAGAUCGAGCAACAACUCCUACGUAUGGCAUUGAAGGCAAAACAGGAUCACAUGUUCUCUUUGCUUAAGAAGUGUGUGUAUAAAGAACAUUGUUGUGAACGUUUUGUGCCGGAACGCAUUUGGAGGAGAAUAGUUGGUGAGUCAAAGUCCAUUUGUGAUUAUAUUCGCUCUAGUGCUAAAUCUAGACUGCAGGAAAAGUUCAGACGACUAGUAGACCAUCAGCAACAUCAGAAGGUUAGUAAAUCUGUUAAAUCUACCUCUGUAUGUGCAGAUCACAACAGCACCAUUGCUAAUAAGAACAGUGCACAAAGUUCAUUUCGUGUUUCUGUGAUUGGCGAUGUACUCAUCUCAGCUGACGCGCUUUCCGUUUUGGAUCUCGGCCCUAGUUUCGCACCUGUGCAAUCAAUAAGUCCGGAGGUAUCACGCAAGGUUGUGGGCAGCCUCCAAUUGGGUCGUGAUAGGUUGCGACUGAGAGCAAAAGAAGAAGAGCGAAGGCAAGAGAACAGAAUAGCUGAGCAAGUAACCUUACCCUCCAUACCUUUCCCGCGUAUGAUGUAUAAACCACCUGAACCCAACCCCACGGUAGACAACAAGUUUCGAGUGUUCGCAACAUCGGUGUAUUCCGUUUUGGAGCGUUUCUCGAGAAAACACGUAAAUUUCAAUCUCACUGUCGCGCAACGUCGAGGCCUACGUGAGAUUCGUAAUCUUAUUACAGCUGGAGAGAUCAAGGUUUCCGUUAGUGAUAAGGGAGGCGAAUUUGUUGUUCUAUCACGUGAACUAGACAAGGCGAUAACGAGACAACAUCUUGAGGAUGACAGUCUAUAUGUCCCAUCCUCCGCCAAUGAGUUUAGAAAGCAAUAUCGCCGCCUAAACAGGGUUUGGGUAGAAACGGCAGGAACAGCAGGGCUCCCAAAAAACUUUAUUACGCGUCUCAAGAACGACUUACCCGCAUGUCCAGUCCUAUACACACUAAUCAAAACUCACAAGCUCUCUGAAAAUGGCCUCACUUCGAACGAUCCACGUGACUUUAAAGUGAGACCUAUCAUUAGUGGUAUCGGGGGCCCCACGGAUAGAAUUUCCUGGCUGCUCAACAUAAUCCUAAAUCAGCUGCUCAGAUAUGUCCCUGCCCACCUCAGCAGUUCUAGCAACUUCCUAAAACAUCUCCGCAGUACCUCAUUUGAGCGUGAAUGUGUAGUAGAGACCUUUGACGUUACGUCACUCUAUACGAACGUUUCAAACGAUGUAGCGAUGCAGGCUGUUCACGAACUGCUCACGCAGCGCCAGGCUUCUUUGAACAUGUAUGGAUUCAGCAUCAGGCAGAUCAUGACAUUGAUAAACGAAUGCCUGAAUUGCUCUAUUUUCCGAUGGUCGGGACAGUACUACCGACAACUUAGAGGCCUAGCUAUGGGACAAAGGCUGGCACCCACUCUCGCCAUUGUUUUCAUGGCCAAGAUCGAAAAGCCUAUAAUAGACCGCAAACCACUGCUGUAUUAUCGUUACAUAGAUGAUUGCUGCGUCGUCUGCUCAACCCAAGCAGAACUAGACGCGUGCUUCAAUCUUCUCAAUCAGCAGUGUCCGCACAUCAAGUUCACAAGGGAGAGGCCGAUAGACAACUGGUUGGCUUUCCUGAAUGUGCACAUUUACUUGCGGAAUGGGAUAUGUAAGACUAAGUGGUACCGGAAACCCAGUAGUAAAAACAUCUUAAUCCACUAUCUUUCAGCGCACCCCAGCAAAAUGAAAAAAUCUGUUAUAGGUAACAUGUACAGAACGGCGGCAAGAGUCUCAUCGAGUAGCCAGGAAAAAGCAUGGUCUAUAAAUGUGGCCCAUAAAGUAGCAAUGUCCAAUGGGUACCCAGCUGGAGAUGGUGCUACCCGACAAGCACGGUAUCCCUCUCGAAGACCCAACGUAGUGGAUGGCCCAGAGAAGAUCCCUUUCUGUUUACCUUAUAUAUCUGAUGAUAUGAGCAGAGCAGUACGGGGUUGUCUACGAAAAGCGGGUCUAAGGAAUGACGUGAGGGUUGUGGAAAUACCUCCAGCAAACCUCAAGGCGAAGCUGGUACGUAACCGUGUGUAUGAUCGACUCUGCACAACUCCCAGCUGCGUGGUUUGCCCGUAUGGCAGAGAGGGUGAUUGCAUGAUAUCGGGAGUGGUGUAUCGUAUCACGUGCAGGUUGUGCGGUGACGAUUAUAUAGGGGAAACGGGACGCCCAUUGUGUAUUAGGGUCAAGGAGCAUCUAGAUGGACUCGCAAAAUCAAAAACCUUCACCCCACUUGGAGCACACCGUAGAAUAUGUCAUCCAAACUCCGAAGUAGAGGUAGAAGUUCGUAUAUUAUCCUACGAGUCCGAAAUCACAGCACGCAGAACGCUAGAGGCCUUUUGGAUAACCGCCAAAAGUCCAAAAAUGAACAAGAAGGAUGAGUGCAUUGCGAUCACAAACGAGUUAUCCCCGUAUCAAGACUUAUGCGGGUUCUGA
Molecule: messenger RNA, 2700 nt
Organism: Necator americanus (New World hookworm)
Lineage: Eukaryota; Metazoa; Nematoda; Chromadorea; Rhabditida; Ancylostomatidae
Exons: 1
Coding region: 1-2700 (899 amino acids)
Source: RefSeq, a predicted model, not a curated record